This is a messenger RNA of Enterospora canceri, 1266 nucleotides long. The record is from the annotation of a GenBank genome assembly. NCBI's taxonomy places the organism in Eukaryota, Fungi, Microsporidia, Enterocytozoonidae.
AUGGAUUAUUCAAAUAACGAAAAUUAUAUUGAAGAAGAAGGAACAGUCAUUCACAGAAGAGAAGACACUUUCUUUAAUCCAGCUCAGAAGCUGAACAGGGACUUGACACUUACCGUUGUUGAGGAGUAUUUCAAGGGGAAAGAGAAUGUACGCAUUUUGGAUGCAAUGGCUGCUUCUGGCUUAAGAGGAAUCAGAUAUCUAAAAAAGAGUGAGAAAUUCAAUCUCUUUCUCAAUGACUUUUCAACACAGGCCAUUCAAAGCAUCAGAGACAACCUGAAUUUGAAUGAUAUCACAGAGUAUACGAAAGUGGAGAAAAUAGAAAGAAAUACAAAGAACAGAGUCACAAUAACACAGAUGGAUUGUAACGUAUUGAUGAAUCAGACCAAGCACUAUUUUGAUGUCAUAGACAUUGAUCCAUUUGGAAGCUGCAACACGUUCAUAGAAAGUGCAUUCAAGGCAGUAAAAGGAAAUGGCCUGAUUUGCUUCACUUGCACAGAUAAAGCAGCACUCUGCUCUAGAACUGAGAAGUGUUUUGUAAAAUAUGGCUCAACAAUAUUCAGAAAUUUCAGCAAGAAUGAAACACCAAUCCGUGUUCUUCUAAGUUGCAUCAGCAAAACAGCAGCCAAAUUCGACAUGUCCAUUGAUCCAAUCAUCUCAUUCUCAGUAGAUUACUACUUGCGUGUGAUAUGCAAAAUAAAGGCAACAAAAGUUAAAGAAUGCAUAAGUUCAAAUGGAUAUGCACUGAUAUGUGAAUGCGGUGAAUACAGAAUGGUUGGAUUGACUGAACGUAUUAAAAGCACGGUUUGCGAAAACUGUGGAGUCAAUAUGAAGCAGUAUGGCACAUUCUGGACGAAACAACUUUAUGACAAGGAAUUUGUAGAGAGGCUGCUGGUAAACGUAGUUGAAGCUAACAACCAAAGAAUCACAGGUUUACUACGAUAUUUCCUACAGGAGAUUGAAUAUCCGUUUUAUUACGAACUAGGGAAACUAUACAAGUGGUGUAAAUUGCCACAAAUCAAACGGAAGCAUUUGAUGACUGCAUUGGCAAAUAAAGGAUACCGUGUGUCUCUAACACACUGUGACCUAGAGGGAUUCAAGACUGAUGCACCAGCUGCUGUGAUAUACGAGACCAUUAGAACAUUCAAUAAGGAUGAAGAGUUGCUACCAAAUGAGGCAGUUGAAAGCAUUUUUGCAACAGAUUUCCACAAAAAAACAAUCAGCUCAGGAUUGAAACCCGGUGCACUGCCCAUAAAAAAGGAUCAAUAA